GGCAUCAUGUGUAUCGUGUUGUUUGCAUCUAUUCCCCGAGGCAUAUCAGCUCAACAGCAGAGUUGGCAUGAAAACCACAUGAAGAAGCAUGAUAUAGGGUUAGUUCAGAAGCACACAACGGCAUGAGCUUCAUCUCAUGUAUAUGUAAAACAGUACGAGACUGGUUCCUUGUAGCUAGAAGCAAUCUGCAGCAGGACAGAGAGAAUUGUAGUUCAAACAUGAAGGUCUCUGGUGCCAAGGCAUUGCCAAUGUUGCUACUUAUGGUGGUCAUGGCAGGUCUGGUAGAGCAAGGCGAGGGCUCUACUUGUAGUAGCACUUUCUUCUCUGCACUUGUUCAGCUAAUACCUUGUAGGCCAGCAAUUGCUCCGUUUAGCCCCAUCCCACCGAGUGAGGCUUGCUGCAAUGCCGUUGUGAUUCUGGGACAGCCUUGUCUGUGUGUCCUUGUCAAUGGCCCUCCGAUCACUGGCGUUGAUCGGAACAUGUUCAUGCAGCUUCCUGAGAAGUGCGUUGCUAACUUCGAACCAUGUGGUAUGAGAAAGCAACACAUCGAGCCGAGGAUAUAACAAAUUAUGAAGAAAUCUGUGCGUAGAGCAAUGCGUCCUUUGAUGCUGCUAUUUACAAGUAGGAAAAGUUUGGAAUAUCUGUCAUUCUGGUUGUUCGGGCUUUAGAUCUUCUUCUUCCACUUUCUUUUUUCCUCUCUUUUUAUGUAAUCUCUUCAAUCUCUGGUGCUAAUAUAGAGAUUACCCAGUUUAUAAACUAAUAUAGAUUACCCAGUUUAUAAACUUAUAUUGUAUGUUGCGUAAUGACACUCAUCAUGUUAUGUCACCAAAUAAAGGGCCUGAGUGUUCGAGUUUU
Messenger RNA from Cornus florida, 855 nucleotides. RefSeq names its product putative lipid-transfer protein DIR1. Bases 123 to 563 code for a protein of 146 amino acids. Gene Ontology annotation, biological process: systemic acquired resistance. Gene Ontology annotation, molecular function: fatty acid binding. The record is from RefSeq and is a predicted model, not a curated record. The transcript is spliced from 2 exons. Lineage: Eukaryota; Viridiplantae; Streptophyta; Magnoliopsida; Cornales; Cornaceae.